Brenthis ino (lesser marbled fritillary) is the source of this 219-nucleotide messenger RNA. The record is from the annotation of a GenBank genome assembly. Lineage: Eukaryota; Metazoa; Arthropoda; Insecta; Lepidoptera; Nymphalidae.
AUGACCAGUAAGAACUUAUUACAAGAAUAUGCAAAGUCCAUCAAUCAAUUAAAAAAAGAAUGCUCGGACGCCGGUAUAAGUGAAGAAGAAUUUAAGGAGAUGUAUUAUGAUACUCUAAAUGAACUCGAUAGGAACAAUGAAAAUAUAGUUCCUAAUCGAAGACGUUUUAAUAAAGGCUACCUUUAUUUAAUUAUAUGUAAUUGUAUCAAGAACCAUGUU